Messenger RNA from Cavia porcellus (domestic guinea pig), 4949 nucleotides. RefSeq names its product HMG-box containing 3 (gene Hmgxb3). Lineage: Eukaryota; Metazoa; Chordata; Mammalia; Rodentia; Caviidae. The record is from RefSeq and is a predicted model, not a curated record. The coding region runs from base 143 to 4027 and encodes 1294 amino acids. The transcript has 20 exons.
AGGAAAGAAAAUAGCCCAGAGUCAAAUCGUGAGGCGAGGCCAUCGCAAAAGGUUCGGAGGAUGGUCUGAAGGGGUAGUGGAAGUGUCAUAUUUCAAGUGCUGCUUCUCUGUUUUGCACGAGGGACAACUUAAAGCUUAGAUCAUGGAUGCAUCAUAUGAUGGUACUGAGGUAACUGUUGUGAUGGAGGAAAUUAAGGAAGUCUACUGUUACACUUCUCCUGGGCCACCGAAGAAGAAGAAAAAGUAUAAAAUUCAUGGAGAAAAGGCCAAGAAACCCAGGUCUGCUUACCUUUUGUACUACUACGACAUCUACCUGAAAGUGCAGCAGGAGCUCCCCCACCUCCCACAGUCUGAGAUCAAUAAGAAGAUUAGUGAGAGUUGGAGGCUUCUCAGUGUGGCUGAGAGGAGUUACUACUUGGAGAAAGCCAAACUAGAGAAAGAAGGUUUGGAUCCUAACUCUAAGCUUUCCACAGUGACUGCUGUGGUUCCAGACAUCCCAGGUUUCCGCAAGAUCCUCCCUCGCUCAGAAUACAUCAUCAUCCCUAAGAGCAGCCUCCAGGAAGAUCAGAGCUGUGCUCAGCUGGAGCUAUGUGUUGCUCAGAACCAAAUGUCCCCUAAAGGACCUUCAGUUGUGUCCAGCACUGCCCCAGAGACAGUGCCUGGCCACGCGGGCAUAGCAGAGCAAAGCCUGGCUGAGGAGACUCUGGCUGAAGAGGUGGGAGCCCUUGCUCAGCCAGGUGCUGUACAGGAGAUCACCACCUCAGAGAUCCUCACCCAGGAGGUACUGCUGGAGGAGGCUUCCUUGGAGGUAGGGGAGAGCCAGCAGCCUUACCAGACAAACCUGGUGAUUGAAGAGACCUUGCUGAACAGCUCAUCUGAACCCCCCAGUGGAAACCUGACUAUGCCCCGCACGCAGGUUGGGGAGAGUGUGUCGGUGGUAACAGUCAUGAGGGAUUCCAGCGAAAGCAGCUCCUCUGCACCAGCCACACAGUUCAUCAUGUUGCCUGUGCCUACUUACUCAGUUGUGGAAAAUCCUUCCCCCAUCAAACUGACCACUACCUAUACCCGCCGGGGCCAUGGGACUUGCACUAGUCCAGGUUGUUCCUUUACAUAUGUCACCAGGCAUAAACCACCUAAGUGCCCAGCCUGUGGUAACUUCCUAGGAGGAAAGUGGAUCCCAAAGGAAAAGCCAGCCAGAGUCAAAGUGGAAUUGGCUUCAGGCAUUUCCUCCAAAGGUUCUGUGAUUAAAAGAAAUCAUCCGCCUGAGCAGAAUUCUUCCAAGGAAAAUGCCUGCAAACUGAUUCUGGAGAAUUCAGAAGCUGUAAGCCAGCUUUUAAAUGUAGCUCCUCCAAGAGAAGUGGGUGAGGAGAAGGAAUGGGAGGAAGCAAUCACCUCCGAUGCCCAUAUUUUGGUUAAGGAAGCUCCUGGGAUCUGCGGUACAGCAGUCACUAAGACACCAGUUGUCAAGCCUGAAGCCACUCUGGGGACAACUGAGAAGGACAGUUGUGGAGUAGAAAUACCACCAGCAGCAGCUGAGGGUACCAGCACCUCCACCCAACUCCCUGCUCCUAAAAAGCCCACAGGAGUUGACCUAUUCACCACUAGGCCCAGAACCCCAGAGCUUAAAAGCAGAGCCCGAGGCAAGCCCUCAUUACUGGCUGCAGCAAGACCCAUGAGAGCGAUUCUGCCAGCCCCAGCUAAUGUGGGGCGAGGCAGCAGCGUGGGACUACCCAGGGGCAGGCAGGCCUUUUCCCUGAGUGAUAAGACUUCCUCUGUCAGGACUUGCGGCCUGAAGCCAAGCACAUUGAAGCAGCUGGGCCAGCCUAUGCAGCAGUCAUCUAGCACUAGUGAAGUGAAGCUACCGAGUGGCCCAAACAAUAGAACGUCCCAGGUGAAGGUUGUAGAGGUCAAGCCUGAUAUGUUUCCUCCAUAUAAGUACAGCUGCACCGUCACCCUGGAUUUGGGCUUGGCUACGUCAAGAGGCAGGGGAAAGUGCAAGAAUCCUUCUUGCAGCUAUGUCUAUACUAACCGGCACAAACCUCGGAUUUGUCCUAGCUGUGGUUUUAACCUUGCCAAAGACCGGACUGAGAAAACCACCAAGACUCUUCAGGAGGUGAGUUCUCCACUCCCAGAUGGACUGAGUGCAGCGCAAAGGGAGAUUCAGCGCCAGUCCACGCUGCAGCUGCUGCGCAAAGUCUUGCAGAUUCCUGAGAAUGAGUCGGAACUGGCCGAGGUCUUCGCCUUAAUUCAUGAACUCAAUAGCUCUCGACUGAUCCUGUCCAACGUGAGUGAGGAAACAGUCACCAUCGAGCAGACCUCUUGGUCGAAUUAUUAUGAGUCCCCAUCCACGCAGUGCCUUCUCUGCAGCAGCCCAUUAUUCAAAGGGGGACAAAACUCCCUGGCUGGACCCCAGGAGUGCUGGCUGCUAACAGCUAACCGGCUGCAGGUGGUGACUGCUCAGGUGAAGAUGUGUCUGAACCCCCAUUGUCUGGCUCUGCACAGCUUCAUGGACAUCUACACAGGGCUCUUUAAUGUGGGAAACAAGCUGCUAGUAAGCCUGGACUUGCUGUUUGCAAUCCGAAACCAGAUCAAACUGGGAGAGGAUCCCAGAGUAUCCGUCAGUGUUGUACUGAAGUCCGUUCAGGAGCAAACAGUGUCUUCCUGUGACCUCAGUGUUCCUGCUGUUCCUCCAGAAAAGACUGUUACUUCAGAGGAGCUGAGCCAGCUGCAAGAGCUGCUGUGCAAUGGCUAUUGGGCUUUCGAGUGCCUCACUGUCCGAGACUACAAUGACAUGAUUUGUGGCAUCUGUGGUGUGGCCCCCAAAGUGGAAUUGGCCCAGAGGAGUGAAGAGAAUGUGCUAGCACUGAAAAGUGUGGAGUUUACCUGGCCUGAAUUCCUGAGUUCCAGUGAGGUGAAUGUGGAGGGCUUUUGGGCCACAAUGGAGACUGAGGUUAUUGAGCAAGUGGCGUUCCCUGCCAGCAUCCCUAUCACCAAAUUUGAUGCCUCUGUCAUUGCCCCCUUUUUCCCUCCACUCAUGAGAGGAGCUGUGGUCGUCAACACUGAAAAAGACAAAAACCUGGAUGUGCAGCCAGUACCUGGCAAUGGCAGUGCCUUGGUGCGGCUCCUCCAGGAAGGCACUUGCAGGAUUGAGGAGAUUGGCUCCUACAGUGAAGAGGAGCUGCGGCAUCUGCUGGGGCAGUGUGACAUCCCUUUCACAGCAGAAGACUGCAGGGACCAGCUCUGCUUCUCUUUAUUGGCCCUCUAUGAAUCUGUGCAGAAUGGAGCCAGAGCUAGACAGACCCCACCGCAUCUUACAGGGGGUAAAAUCUACAAAAUGUGCCCCCACCAGGUGGUUUGUGGUUCCAAGUACCUUGUUCGAGGUGAGAGUGCCCGUGACCACGUGGAUCUGCUAGCCUCUUCCCGCCACUGGCCACCUGUCUAUGUGGUAGACAUGGCUACACCCGUGGCCCUCUGUGCUGACCUUUGCUACCCAGAACUGACCAGCCAAAUGUGGGGGAAGAACCAGGGCUGUUUCUCUAGUCCUACAGAGCCACCUGUGACUGUGUCCUGCCCCGAGCUCUUGGACCAGCAUAAUUCUGUGGAUGUGACAGAGGCUGAACACUCUGUCCAGCACCCAGUCACCAAGAGUGUUAUGCGGCGCAUCGUCCAUGCAGGCACACAGCCUAGUCCUGGUGACCCCAGUGCUGGUCACCACUCCUUAUCCCUGUGCCCUGAGUUGGCACCCUACACAUCUAUCCUAGCCUCCAUUACGGACAGCAAAUCAAACAGUGUCCGCCAGCGUCCCAUUGCCUUUGACAAUGCCACUCACUAUUACCUCUACAACCGCCUCAUGGACUUCCUCACCAGCCGUGAGAUUGUCAACAGGCAGAUCCAUGACAUUGUGCAGAACUGCCAACCUGGUGAAGUGGUCAUUCGUGACACCCUCUACCGCCUUGGGGUUGCUCAGAUCAAGACAGAGCCCGAGGAAGAGAUGGAGGAAGAGGAGGCGACCUCAGCGGCAGAAUAAGCUAGGUUUUGUACAGGGACUGCAUCAUCUCUCAAGCCAUAGUACAGCCUUGCCCAAGGCAGAUCUGUCCAGGGACCUGCAGAGGCAGUCACCUGUGGGCAGGGUCUCUGACUGCUGGGGCUGACCAAAGAGCUUCCAUUUCCUGAACACACCAGAGCCCAGAGUCCAUGCUUCUCUGCCCUCUGGGGCUCAGGACAGGGGUUGGGAAAUCCCUUACUGGCCCUGGAUGAGCGCUGUGGGAGCUAGUACGGUUAAGGAGGGGAAGGAAGCUGAGGGAAAGGCUGGUCACCAGCGCCCCGAGGCCUAUGCAGGUGGGGUGGAGGUCCUGGGGUGGGCCGAGGCAGGCUCCACACUAGGUGAGGUGUCUCUUCCACCUGGGGAGCCUGGGCCAGACCUAGAGCCCCAUGAGCUCUUUAGCCUGUCUGUUGCCUCUGACCCCAGACGAGGUGGCCUCGUUCCUGUUAGACAUCCCUUUGGGCUCUUGAUUCUUCCCAAAGAGGGAUACAUUUUUCUCCAGGUCUUCCUGUACCACAUUUGAGGGAAGCUUAGAAGGAGAAGUGGUCAACCACAGCUUUCUUCCAGGACUGUCCUCUCGAGCUUUGGGGAAGAUGAUCCCCUUCCUCCUCUCCCUGGCCACUGCUGCUGUACCUUACAUCCCUCUGGGCCCUGGGAUCCUCACCACAGAGGGGCUGUGGCCCAUGGUCCUGUGAUGUAACCUGGCAGCAGUAGGAAAACUCCCUUCUGUGAAGGGGAAGCAGACUGGGCCAUAUGGGAACAGCAGGGCUGGCUCAAGUGCCCAUGGUUUGCUUAGGGCCCAGGAACAGGCCAAGUGUUUAAUUUAUUGAUAGAAGUGAAGUAGGUGGCUGUCCCCUCCCCCCAACAAGAAUAAAGUUUAUUAAAUUAUCUGGUUUUGAUGAAGCAA